Messenger RNA from Pygocentrus nattereri (red-bellied piranha), 1664 nucleotides. It is a transcript of the gene ap1m2, whose product is annotated as adaptor related protein complex 1 subunit mu 2. The transcript has 12 exons. Gene Ontology annotation, biological process: intracellular protein transport; vesicle-mediated transport. The record is from RefSeq and is a predicted model, not a curated record. Gene Ontology annotation, molecular function: clathrin-cargo adaptor activity. Gene Ontology annotation, cellular component: clathrin adaptor complex; clathrin-coated vesicle. Lineage: Eukaryota; Metazoa; Chordata; Actinopteri; Characiformes; Serrasalmidae. Bases 167 to 1441 code for a protein of 424 amino acids.
CCGCUGCAUGAGGAAAGAGGACCCGAGGAGUCCAUGAGCAGGUCUGAGAGCCAAAAAUACAGACAGUUCAUGGACUCUUUUCGUGUUUUUGGCUCGUCACUGAACUGACUGUUUGAGCAGUAUUGCCUAAGGGGUGUUUUUAAUAAGAGAGGUUGGACUUUGGGCCAUGUCUGCUUCUGCCGUGUUCGUGUUGGACCUCAAAGGCAAGGUGCUGAUAUGUCGCAACUACAAAGGCGAUGUGGACAUGUCCGAGAUAGACCACUUCCUGACCCUGCUGAUGCAACAGGAAGAGGAAGGGCUUAUGUGUCCUGUUAUUUCACACGGCAGCGUACAUUUCAUGUGGAUCAAACACAGCAAUCUCUACUUGGUGGCUACUACAAACAAAAACUCCAAUGCUUCGCUGGUGUAUGCCUUUCUGUACAAACUAGUGGAGGUGUUUACAGAGUACUUUAAGGAGCUGGAGGAAGAGAGCAUUCAGGAUAACUUUGUGGUGGUGUACGAGCUGCUGGAUGAGCUCAUGGACUUUGGCUUUCCUCAAACCACAGACAGCAAGAUCCUGCAGGAAUACAUUACACAAGAAGGCAACAAACUGGAGGUUGCUAAGACCAAGGUGCCCACAACAGUCACCAAUGCUGUGUCCUGGAGAUCAGAAGGCCUUAAGUAUAAGAAGAAUGAGGUUUUCAUAGACGUGAUUGAGUCCAUUAAUGUCCUGGUGAAUGCUAAUGGCAGUGUGAUGAGCAGUGAUAUAGUGGGCAGUAUCAAACUGAAGACGAUGCUCUCAGGGAUGCCUGAACUGAGAUUGGGACUCAAUGACCGUGUGCUCUUUGCCCUUACUGGCCGAGAUAAAGGAAAGACUGUAGCAAUGGAGGAUGUGAAGUUCCAUCAGUGUGUGAGACUCUCACGCUUUGAGAGCGACAGAACCAUCUCCUUCAUCCCUCCAGACGGAGAAUCUGAGCUGAUGUCAUACCGGAUCAAUACGCAUGUUAAACCUCUGAUUUGGAUUGAGUCUGUUAUUGAGAAGUUCUCUCACAGUCGAGUGGAGAUCAUGGUAAAGGCUAAAGGACAGUUUAAAAAGCAAUCUGUGGCCAAUAAUGUGGAGGUACGAGUUCCUGUCCCAAGCGAUGCAGACACCCCAAAGUUCAAAACUAGUACUGGUCAUGCAAAGUAUGUCCCUGAGAAGAACCUAGUGGUGUGGACCAUUAAAUCUUUUCCUGGAGGUAAGGAGUUCCUGAUGAGGGCUCAUUUUGGCCUCCCCAGCGUGGAGAAUGAUGAGAUGGAGGGAAAACCCCCAAUUACAGUGAAAUUUGAAAUCCCCUACUUCACAGUGUCAGGGAUACAGGUGCGAUAUAUGAAGAUCAUUGAGAAAAGUGGCUACCAGGCCUUACCUUGGGUUAGGUACAUCACGCAGAGUGGAGAUUACCAGCUAAGGACAAACGCCUAGACAAACACUUUGACAUUUCCUGGCCUUGUUCAACCAACCAAGCAAACUCUAAGCUGACCAAGUUGUCAUUUGCAUCAGAAUCCAUCUUGAUAUUUCAGUCCUUUUUUGCUGAAAGUGUUAUUGGGCUUGAGAUUUUAUUGUGCUUCAAAUGCUUGUUUUAAAAUUAUGUAAUGUCAUGAUUUAAAAAAUGCUGAAUCAAACUAAAUUAAACUGUUUCCUCAAA